AUGCCUGUGUUGAGAGAUAUCGGCCUAUGGAAGUUGGCCAGCACAGUUAAGGAGAAAGAAGAAGCAGCGCCCCUUCAACGGCCACCAUCUCCCCCCUCUUCAUACAACAUUCGCUGCUCGCGCUUUCCUGCGCAUAAACCGCGUGAUCUACGUAUACCCUCGCCUCAAGCUAUAACUCAUGUAGCAUGGAGUUGCGAUGGGAAGCGUUUAGCUGGCAUUGAAACUAACGUACGUACCAUAUAUUGUAUCUCAUCAGGAGCCACACUCCCUGCAACCCACUUCUCUGGUGGUGACUCCGAUGACGUUGACUAUAUAUCAUGGAAUCCCACUCAUCCAGAGUUAUUUUGCACGUCUAGUCAGAAGGACAGAAGGAUUGUAUUUGGGAUGCACGACGCAAAAAGUCGGUACACGCAGCAAAUGGUUCUAAAAAUAUCACCCGUGCAGACAAAUUAUUCUCCAGACGGCCGGACUUUGAUAUUUACUUCGGCCGGGCUCCAGCUAUUUUUCUUAACACACAGGAAAGAUGGUGAUGCAACAAAGGCACACAUUGUCGCAUCCGCCGCCAUGUUCAAUCAUGUCGGCGAUGGUAUAAUUCUGACGCACUAUUCUGAGCAUAGCCUAACCCUCAGGGAAAGCCCUGCCGCUCAUGUCGGAGGUUGUGUUGCAGUAGCACUCGAUCCCCAAGGGAGAUAUCUUGCAUCUGGUGGCUAUGACUCAAUUGUCAACAUGUUCGAUUUGAGUGAAUGGAUAUGUGCUCGGACAAUCUCCACUUGCGAAAAUGCGAUCAACGCAUUGAGCUUCUCGUACGAUGGAGAGUACCUCGCUAUUGCAUAUGCAACAGAGACGGGUGCUCCAUUGCAUCGUGUUCCUGCAUUGGCACCGUCACCUACAGUGACCUGGCAUCCCUCAAAAUACGUCUUUGCCUAUUGUGGGCAAACAAAGCUCCGGGAGGGUGGACCUCCUCCUGUGGCUAUUAUCAGCCUAUUAGGGGGUGGAAUUUGA
This is a messenger RNA of Suillus fuscotomentosus, 1002 nucleotides long. Its product is annotated as WD40-repeat-containing domain protein. Lineage: Eukaryota; Fungi; Basidiomycota; Agaricomycetes; Boletales; Suillaceae. The coding region runs from base 1 to 1002 and encodes 333 amino acids. The transcript has 11 exons. Gene Ontology annotation, cellular component: THO complex part of transcription export complex. Gene Ontology annotation, molecular function: protein binding. The record is from RefSeq and is a predicted model, not a curated record. Gene Ontology annotation, biological process: mRNA export from nucleus.